CUGUUCAGUGCUGCCUUCGUCUUUGCUUUUCAACGUCGGAUUCCCACACCCAUGAAAAUGCAGCCCCGCUAAUUAAAGUAUCCUGAACCCACAGAAAUCAAGCAUUCAUCAUGAUCACCACAAACGACACGCCCACUGCCUCCACACCUCUUCUACUACACGCGGCACAAAACCCAUCUCACGGGUCCAAGGUAUAUAUUCAGCGAUAUCGCUCGGGGAAACGGCGAUAUCCUCUAUUCCUAUUCCGUCUCGUAAUAACUCCAAUGGUAUUGAUCACACUUGUGACGUUACUAGCUUGGGAUACCUCACCUCUUGGACAUUGUUAUAUGAAACCCAUUUGCCGAGCGUUGAAAGAUGGAAAUGAAAUGGAGGAAAUAUGGUGGAGAAAUCAAGGCCCUUAUGCUCCUUACAAGGAAUUUGAUCACAGUAAAAACCUAGAAUAUCUGCCAAGAGGCUGUGAAAUUGAUCAAGUCACCCUGCUUCAUAGGCACACCUCAAGAUACCCUACCCCCAAUGCAGGGAGAUGUAUGCUUGGGGCUUUGAACAAGAUUCGGAAGAGGGAAGUUGGAGUCCCUCGUCAUCAUCCCGAAUUGUCCUUCAUUGACAAGGCAGACCUAGAGUUGAAAGAUUGGCAGUUCGGCGGGUUGACGAACCAAGGCAGAAAAGCCGCAUGGAAAUCCGGCGUGCACAUAGCCACUGCAUACAAAUCGUUACUAGACAAGGCGGUUGAUGUUUUCACACGUUCGUCAGAAGGAGAAAGGGUGCUUGAGACUUCGAGGUACUGGUUAGAAGGAUUCCGAAAUCAUCGUUUCGCCAUCAAGAAAAAGUCUGACUUACCGAAAGUCGAUGUGAUCAUACCCGAGGAACCAACAUUCAACAGUACUCUAUCUGUGCAUUCAUGCCCAGCAUUCGAGAGUCUUGACCCUUCACCAGGCUCCAUAGCCCAAUCAGAUCUCUCGCCUCUCCUCUCAUCGGCCAUCGACCGAUUGAACACCGCCCUUCGCCCCAGGCCCAAGCUCGAUGCUGACGACGUAGCCUGUUUGGCAGACAUGUGUGGCUACGACAGCCAGUCCAGGGGCACGGAGUGGAAACGGUGGUCAAAAUGGUGUGGGCUGUUCACGAAGGACGAAUGGGAAGUGCUGGGACAUGGAAAAGAUUUGAAGAGGUACUAUGAGGUCGGGCAAGGGAGCGAUUACGGGCCUACAAUGGGCGCUGGUUACAUUAACGAAAUUAUUGCUCGUUUGACUGAUUCUGCCCCUCAAGAUAACACAUGCACGAAUCGCACCCUAGACGCUGAUGAGGAUACUUUUCCCAGAGGAGGGGAACGCUUCUUUGUUGAUUUUGGGCAUGAUAACGAAAUGCUAGAAGUCAUGGCGGCUGCAGGCGUCCUCAAACAAUCUAGACCUUUGACGACAACUGCAGUCCCUGCUCGCCGAACGUUCGUUCUUUCCGAAAUCGUCCCAUUCGGUGCCCGCCUGAUCUUCGAAAGGGUCUCCUGUGACACGGGCUACUGGGAACCUGGGUCAGGAACUGCUCCCGAAGGAGGAAAAGAGGGUAUCAAGAAAUAUGUCAGGAUCUUGCUCAACGACAAGGUCCAAACGGUAGCCCAUAUUGCAUGCGAGCAAUCCGCUUUUGCUGAGCAUGGCCUAUGCGAGGUGGAUGCCUUUGUCGAAAGUCAGCAAUUUGCGACAACAAACGUUUCUUGGGAUAUUUGCUACAACAGUUCUCACGAGGAGGAAUAACAGACUGCAAGUAAUGCAUAAUGUAUGAUUAAGUAGCCGAUGACGGUCUCGUAAUGAUUAUGAUAGUAUGCUAUGCUAUGCUAUGAAUUUGAUGAUUUA
Cryptococcus deneoformans JEC21 is the source of this 1841-nucleotide messenger RNA. RefSeq lists its product as hypothetical. The record is from RefSeq and is a predicted model, not a curated record. The transcript has 9 exons. The coding region runs from base 111 to 1742 and encodes 543 amino acids. Gene Ontology annotation, molecular function: acid phosphatase activity. NCBI's taxonomy places the organism in Eukaryota, Fungi, Basidiomycota, Tremellomycetes, Tremellales, Cryptococcaceae.